Molecule: messenger RNA, 1852 nt
Organism: Solea senegalensis (Senegalese sole)
Lineage: Eukaryota; Metazoa; Chordata; Actinopteri; Pleuronectiformes; Soleidae
Product: adhesion G-protein coupled receptor G6-like
Exons: 13
Coding region: 80-1852 (590 amino acids)
Molecular function (GO): serine-type endopeptidase activity
Source: RefSeq, a predicted model, not a curated record
CAUUCACACGUUCACUCUUCAUUCAUAUGUAUUCAUUACAGUCACAUGACUCACCCUGUGCUGCUGAGGAGGAGGAGUCAUGUCCACGAUUCAUGGAGGACAUUCAGACACACUGUGGACGUCGUGUGGACACUGUGACAUCUUGUUGUGGACACUGUGGACAGAAGGUUUUUGGGACAAUGAUGACAAGGACGAGGAUGAUAAAAGUGUGGGGUCUUCAUCAUCAUCAUCAUCAUCACCAGCUGCUCUGCUGAGAAACAUGGAGUUCAGUACAGGGCAAGGAGGAAGAAGGCAGAGCCUCCGUGAUUUUGUCCCUGUCGUCCUCCUGUUGUGGAUGAAUGUCACACACGCUCUGGACUGCGGCUCCGCAGACUGUGACCUGGUCCUGAAGGAGGCUCUGGGCCAGAUCUCGUCGCCCUGUUACCCCGACAAAUAUCCCAACUCUCAGUCGUGUCGCUGGGUUCUUCAGGCUCCGGCCGGCUUCGUCGUCCAGCUGUCCUUCCUGGACUUUGACCUGGAGGAGGCACCAGGCUGCAUCUACGACCACAUGUCGGUGAACACGGGCGACGCAGACGUGAAGUUCUGCGGCCCGACGGCCGAUGGGCUGACGCUGAACUCCACGGGGAACGUGAUGGAGAUCACGUUCUCCUCGGACUUCAGCGUGCAGAAGAGAGGCUUCAGUGUGAGCUUCAGACACGUUGCUGUAGCGUUAAGGAACCAGAAGGUCCAGAUAACUAGUGGUAAUGGCCAGGUCACCAUGGUCGCCAACUCUGUUACCAUGCCGACGCUCAGUCACUUCACCCUGUGCUUUGAGGUGCAACGCAACUCCCAGAAACAGAGGGAGUGGCUCUUCACGUACUUCGACCACAGCAGAAACAUCGUUCUCAGUCUGGGCUCCGCCCACUCCACUAUGUCCAUGAUCGUGGACGGAGUGUCCUGCUCCGUCACGUCCAUCUUGUCCUCCGCUGACUUCACCUCCUCCAUGAAGACGCUCUGUUUGACGUGGACGUCGUCUGACGGUGUGGUAACGCUUUACUUUGAGGGACAGUACCAGACCACGUCCUGUCCCGCAUCCAGAGGACACUCGAUCCCAGCUGGUGGACAGUUCCGGUUAGGAGGUCAACAUGCCUUGGACGGCUUCCUGUAUAACCUGCGGUUGUGGGACUACGCCAUGACGGAGCAGCAGCUGCGGGCGCUCACCUGCGACACGACAGGAAACGCCCUGGACUGGGACAACAGCCAGUGGACGGUCCCGCCCACUCUGGCCCAGACGGACGCCACGCUCAGCUGCAUCUGUUUCCCUCAUUGCAUUCAUUUAACUGCUGCUGCGCCAUCUGGUGGUGUGUCUCCGCCCGGCAGCACUCCGCUCACCACCAGCUGUGACUCACCUGGACUGGGCUGCCCAGUCCUCACCUCCACCACUAUCAUGCUACUAACCUCAACUAUUAGCAGCAAUGCUACCAGCACCAGCAGCCUCUCUCCCAACAGCUCCUCCUCUCCUGUCCAACAGACUUCCAGCAGCUCAGCAACUCUUUCAUCUGCUUCCACUAACAACGCAGAUACUAACCACAUGACGUCGGUGGAGACAGUGAAGCAGAAGAAGACCAAAGUCUCAACGGCUCCCCCUACUGCUGCAGUUCCUCAUCAGCUGCAGCAAACCACUGCUUCCUGGUUGGAGGCGUGGUCUUCUGGCUCAUCUGCUCACAUCAGGAGAUGGAGGCGUGUCUUUGGACCUGCGUCUCCUGCAGCUGCUUCCAGACGCCGUCAUCGCAGCUCUAAAACACAGCUGGGUUACAUCUCCACGCCUCUCAUCUGGCGUGGACGAAAGAGGCCAAUCAGAGAAUUGGCAUGA